This is a messenger RNA of Gordionus sp. m RMFG-2023, 3932 nucleotides long. Its product is annotated as nonsense-mediated mRNA decay factor SMG5-like. The record is from RefSeq and is a predicted model, not a curated record. Gene Ontology annotation, biological process: nuclear-transcribed mRNA catabolic process, nonsense-mediated decay. Gene Ontology annotation, cellular component: telomerase holoenzyme complex. Gene Ontology annotation, molecular function: protein binding; telomeric repeat DNA binding; telomerase RNA binding. The transcript has 22 exons. Lineage: Eukaryota; Metazoa; Nematomorpha; Gordioida; Chordodea; Parachordodidae. The coding region runs from base 32 to 3514 and encodes 1160 amino acids.
UCUCAAUUCUCACCUUUAUUUAAAACCAUUUAUGAUUUUUGAUUAUUCGAAUAAAAAAAUUCAAUUCAUUAGUGCAAAAUUAGAUAGUUUACAAAAAUCUUCAAAUAAAUAUGACUGCAUCUUUAAUUGUCAAGCUAUUGAAUAUAGAGAGAAAUUAAAAGAUGUAGGAUUAGGAUUAUUAUACAGCUCUUUGUAUGAUGAAUAUAAAAAUGUAGAGGUUGUUAUAUGGAGGAAAGUUUUUUAUGAACCUAUACAAUUUAUGAAAAGAGAUAUAAAAAAGCAUAUGUCUCAAGAUGUUGAUGAACAACUCUCAAAUUUAAAAUUCUCAACUUCACCUGUAUUUUACUUUUACAAAAGUUAUAUAUGUUCUGCAAUGGCUUACUAUCAAAAUAUGUUGGCAUCUUUACAAUUGGAACCAAAUAAAUUAAACCUUAAUGGCAAAGUUGAUUUUUUCCUAGAUGAUACUUUUGAUAUAUUCUUCACUGAAAAUGAAGAGGAUGUUCAUCAUAUGCCUGAAAUAUCUGCAGAAAUUUUAAAAAUUCAAGCUAUAGCACAUCAGACUUUAAUAUAUUUAGGAGAUUUAGCUCGCUAUUAUUCAGAUAUCGAAAAGGAUGAAUAUCACUUAGGUGAAAAUUUGGCUGAAAGAUAUUAUCACCAGGCUAUAUUGCUAUGUCCUGAUUUAGGCAUGCCUCAUAGUCAAUUAGGUACAUUAUUCAACAUGAAGUAUCAAGGGAUUAUAGCUAUUUUUCAUUACAUGAACUGCACAAUGAGUAAUCAAAGUUUUGAAGGCGCCCAUUCUAACUUGAAAAGAGUUUUUGAAAGGGUUAGGCCCAUGUAUGAAGAAAUAAGAUUAAACGAUACCACUUCAAGGUAUAAUGAUUUGUCAAUUUUAUUGAUAAAAUUCAUUCAUUUACUGGACUUCUUUUGCAAUGAAGAGCUCAAUGUUAACUUAAUGGAGUUGCAAAAUUUAUGUCAAGAAGUGUUGACCCUUUUUUCUUUUAAUUUGGCCUCGUUUAACGACGCUAAUAUAAAUGAAAAUGCUUCCGCCACCAAAAACCAAGAGCCUAGCAUUCUAGAUACCAAAAUAGUCUUGCAAAUGACGUCAUUAUGCUUUUUGAUCGUAUCGAUUUCUCAGAAUACUGGUUCAAAAAAUUUAUCACUUGCCGUAGCUUUCACUAUAGGAUUUUGCACCUACGUUCUCAAUAGGACAGUACUGAAUCUGCAAAAUGGUAUAAGGGAAAUUAUGACGAAAGAAAAUGAACACAACAUGCAGAAUAUAAUAACGGGAAUUGGUAACGAUGAGAUACUCGAGCAAGCUCAGUCUUCUAAAUCUACCACCCCGACAGAAAAUACUUCUAUAAGCACUGAAAGUCCUAGAAUUCCACCGAGCAAUCGUAGGAGACCAUUACGACGUAACAAGAGAAAUUCUUCAAGUGCUCAAGAUGAAAUUUUUAAGGAUAAAAACGAGGACAAUUACUCUUCUUGCGAGAGCGAUUGGUCUUUAUCACAAAGUUUGGAUUCCGAGGAAAGUCACGAGAUGGAAAAGGUACAAGGAGAAGAAACGACGAAUGAAAAUAAAGAUAACUUGAUCAGCUAUAGAAAUGAAGAAGACUUAUCAGAUGAAGUGUCACAUAAUGUUACCUCGGAUAAAGAUUCGAUUGAAAGUCCAGAGAAAGUUGUGGAAGGAGAUAAGGAAAAUAAAGACAAUGAAGAGGAAGAGGAAGGUGGGUUCGAUUCUCAAAACGAGAUCUCGGAUAGGGUACCCUUCGAAAGAUUACUUUCUACUAAACAUAAUAAAAAUAUGAAAAACCAUGGAAAAAUAUCCGAAAACGAUCUUGAAAAUGAUGAUAAAAUAAUUGAUGUAAAGGAGAUUGAAAAUAAAGAAUUAUCCGAGGACAUAUCGAUUAAGGCUAUAGUUGAUUUGAUCAAAAGAGAAAAGCUUUUAUGCUUAGUUAAAAUAUUUUGUGGUUGGCUAGAAAGUCAUAAUGAAAUUUUGAACAUGUGCUCCAAGAGUUGCCAAUCGAUGUGGGGUAGCUUUGUUUCACUUUUAAAUUGUCUUCCUAACGAAAAUCAUCUUAAAAAUUUGGAUAUAUUUAGCCAACUCGAAAAUCAACUUGCUCUUAAUAACGAAUCCUCAAACAAAGAUAUUAUGGAGAAUUCUAACGAAAAUGAAGACGAUUAUAACGAUAAAAAUUGUCAAAUGUCGUUUUUCGAUCAUUUUUCUUCUCUCUAUUGUCAUGGCAAGAAAAACUACAUUUGCUUAACCGAAGACCUUUAUUUAUUUGGUUUUAUGCCAUUGAAGGCGGCCCAGAAUCAUUUAUUGUACCGGCCCGGGAACUUUCCGAGUUUGAGUCCAGAAUUUCAGACUUUGAUACGAAUUUUACAACUUAGAAGGUUUGGGCAUUUUAUAUCUGAAAUGAAAGAAAUUGAUGUAUUAUACGACGAUGAGAUGGACCAAUUUUUCAAUACUUUCACUAUAGCCGAAAAAGAGAUGAAAACUCAUAACAUCAGAGCCAUGGUUGCUAAAACUGACCAUAACAAUGCUUCUAGAUUCGCUCGUAGUAAUAUCAGUAAAGUAUUAGAUGAAAAUGUGGCUAAGAAGAAAGAAAACCUCAUGAGGCUUAUGGGUCACCUGAGACUUAAGUGCGAGGCCAACGUAUUAGAUAUAGAUGGAAACAAAGGAAAUACAACCGGCAAUCUGGGAAACGAAGAUGUAAAUAAUGCUUUCAUGAUACCGCCUCCAUACCUAGUUCCAGAUACUCACGUUUUGUGCGAAAAAUUGCAUCUCGUUAAAAUUUUGCUGAAUUCCAAAAAUUUUAUUAUUAUCUUACCACGAUCAGUGUUGGAUCUUUUGGAUAUCUUAAAAAAAGAUAGUAAUAAAGCGAGAAGAGUGAUUAGAUGGAUUGAAGCUGAAAUGAGAGAUGGAAACAAAUAUUUACACGUUCAAUUCAAAAAUGAACAAUAUCUUGAUAUGAGGUUUGAUAAAUCCUUCGAUGAAAGAGACAAAAAGAUCCGCUUGCUUUGCGACAUGAUGAGCUGUGCAAAGUAUUUUGCCCUCAAAGCCGACUCCGACAAAAGCUUCCAACAAACUAGGCCAGAAAUAAAUGAUAAUAUAUUGGCCUUAAUUUUAACAUAUGAGCUACCCGGAAAAUUAGUUGAAAAAUUUUGCAAGCCUCAUAUAAUCAAAAUGAUUUCGGGCAUUAACAUGAUGGAUAUUAAUAAAUUUUACGAUUUGUGGAAAUGGAUGAAUAGGGAUGGCAAAAAUAUUGUCUGGAAAGAAAAUUGCUUAAUAACAUCCAAUUCAAGACAUUACAAUGAUUAUGAUGAAAACAAUUGUAGUGGAAAUGACCGAGAAAGAUCGAUCAAACAAGAUAAUUAUUACGAUUCACCACCAUAUCCAAAAAACUCUAGAGAUAACAGAGAUUUUAUUUCGAAUAGAGGCGAAAAAAGUGGGAAAAAUAGCAUGAGAUACUAUAGGGGUGCCAAAAGAAACGACACUGAAUGUUCGAAUUAAAAAAAGUGCAUCAAAAUGAUAAGAUAAUUCGUUUGAUCUUGUAAAGGAAAGAGUUUUUGACAAAAAAAUGCGGGCUUGGUAAGCCUGAUUUUUGUGAGCGCGCCAAUAAUUAUGAAAAAAAAUUAUAUGGACUUCUUUCAAAAGUUUGCUUUAACUUAACUUGGUAUCCUUCUUAUUAAGACUAAGGAAUUUAUUAUAAUAUUAUAGAAGCUAAACAAUUUUAUGAAAAAUUUGUGAUUCUUUUUUAGUUCUUAAAUUUGCUAUUUAAUUUAAUUUUCGAAAUGUGCACUUUAAAAUUUUAAUAAUUUUAUUUUUUUUAUAUACCCAUGUAUCCAGUUAAAGCCAUCUUAAACCUUGGCAUUACAUAGUUAUAUGUAUUUGAUUUAUAAUAGUUUAAUCAUUUUAAAUAAAGUUGUUU